Molecule: messenger RNA, 3654 nt
Organism: Panthera uncia (snow leopard)
Lineage: Eukaryota; Metazoa; Chordata; Mammalia; Carnivora; Felidae
Gene: ARVCF
Product: ARVCF delta catenin family member
Exons: 19
Coding region: 267-3131 (954 amino acids)
Biological process (GO): cell-cell adhesion; cell-cell junction assembly
Cellular component (GO): nucleus; cytoplasm; plasma membrane
Molecular function (GO): cadherin binding
Source: RefSeq, a predicted model, not a curated record
GGUGGGAAGGGCUGGCCCUGGGGCUGCACGCUGGGCCCAGGAGGGGUCCGCCCCUGCACCCGUCCAAGUUGAGCCCCCGCGGACCGCUAACCGCGCCUCGCCCUGGGGACGUCGCGCCCCGUGAGCCGAGAGACCUGGGGACGCCCGUCUGGGGGCGGGGGCCACGCUGCGGGGCCGCCCACGCCGCGCUCCAGGAUCUGGAGACAUCAGGAUGGAUGUUGGGACAUGCUAAUUUCCCCUCCAGAUAGCCUGCCGGCAUCCUGGUCAUGGAGGACUGCAACGUGCACUCAGCUGCCAGCAUCCUGGCCUCAGUGAAGGAGCAGGAGGCCCGCUUUGAGAGACUGACGCGAGCUCUGGAGCAGGAGAGGCGCCAUGUUGCCUUGCAGCUGGAGCGCGCCCAGCAGCCUGGUGUGGGCAGUGGUGGUGUGGGCAGUGGGCAGCCCCUGCCGAUGGCUUGGCAACAGCUGGUCCUGCAGGAACAGAGCCCGGGCAGCCAGGCCUCGCUGGCCACAAUGCCAGAGGCGCCCGAGGUGCUGGAGGAGACUGUGACGGUAGAGGAGGACCCUGGUACACCUACUUCUCACGUGUCCAUUGUCACAUCAGAAGAUGGUACUACCCGGCGCACUGAGACCAAGGUCACCAAGACGGUCAAGACGGUGACCACGAGAACAGUGCGCCAAGUGCCUGUAGGCCCAGAUGGCCUCCCCCUGCUGGACGGCGGCCCCCCGCUAGGCCCCUUCGCAGAUGGCCCCCUGGACCGGCACUUCCUGCUACGUGGGGGUGGCCCAGCAGCCACGCUUUCCCGUGCCUACCUCAGCAGUGGGGGCAGCUUUACCGACGGCACUGAGCCCCGUGAUGUCCCCAGCUACGGCAGUCUAUCCCGUGGGCUGGGUGUGCGGCCCCCACGUGGCCCCCUUGGCCCAGGCCCCGUGGAUGGUUGCUUCACACUGCCUGGCCGACGUGAGGCCUUUCCUGCAGGCCCUGAGCCUGUGCCGCCAGCCGGCCGCUCCCAGCCCGAGCGCUUUCAGGCGGAGCCAUAUGGUUUGGAGGAUGACACACGCAGCCUGGCUGCCGAUGACGAGGGUGGCCCGGAGCUGGAGCCUGACUAUGGCACUGCCACUAGGAGGAGGCCUGAGUGUGGGCGUGGCUUUCGCACCAGGGCCUAUGAGGAUGUGGCAGAUGAUGGCGGUGAGCUGAUGGAGGAGCGGCCCCCGUUUCCAGCUGCGACAGCACCCCUGGCCCAGCCAGAACGGGGCAGCCUGGGUAGCCUGGACCGGGUGGUACGGCGGUCGCCCUCAGUGGACAGCGCCCGUAAGGAGCCACGUUGGCGGGACCCUGAGCUGCCGGAGGUACUGGCCAUGCUGCGGCACCCCGUGGAUCCCGUGAAAGCCAACGCAGCUGCCUACCUGCAACACCUGUGCUUUGAGAACGAGGGCAUCAAGCGACGUGUGCGGCAGCUGCGGGGCCUGCCUCUUCUCGUCGCUCUGCUGGACCACCCAAGGGCAGAGGUGCGGCGGCGGGCCUGUGGGGCACUGCGAAACCUUUCCUAUGGCCGAGAUACAGACAACAAGGCUGCCAUCCGCGACUGUGGCGGUGUGCCUGCCCUGGUGCGCCUACUGCGGGCUGCCCGGGACAAUGAGGUUCGAGAGCUCGUCACAGGCACACUCUGGAACCUGUCAUCCUAUGAGCCCCUGAAGAUGGUUAUCAUUGAUCACGGCCUGCAGACACUAACCCAUGAGGUCAUUGUGCCCCACUCGGGCUGGGAACGUGAGCCCAACGAGGAUUCCAAGCCAAGGGAUGCCGAGUGGACAACAGUCUUCAAGAACACAUCAGGCUGCUUGAGGAACGUGAGUUCGGAUGGUGCAGAGGCCCGGCGCCGCCUCCGGGAAUGUGAAGGGCUGGUAGACGCCCUGCUGCACGCCUUGCAGUCAGCUGUGGGCAGGAAGGACACGGACAACAAGUCGGUGGAGAACUGUGUGUGUAUCAUGCGGAACCUGUCCUACCAUGUGCACAAGGAGGUGCCUGGGGCCGACAGGUACCAGGAGGCUGAGCCUGGGCCCCCAGGCGGUGCUGCAGGCUCCCAGCGCCGGAAGCGGGAUGACGCUGGCUGUUUCGGUGGCAAGAAGGCCAAAGGGAAGAAGGAUGGUGAGAUGGACCGGAACUUUGACACGCUAGACCUACCCAAGCGAACUGAGGCUGCCAAAGGCUUUGAGCUGCUGUAUCAGCCCGAGGUGGUACGUCUCUACCUCUCCCUCCUCACGGAGAGCCGGAACUUUAACACCCUGGAGGCUGCCGCUGGCGCCCUGCAGAACCUCAGCGCUGGCAACUGGAUGUGGGCCACGUACAUCCGCGCCACGGUGCGCAAGGAGCGUGGGCUUCCGGUGCUCGUGGAGCUGCUGCAGUCCGAGACUGACAAGGUGGUGCGCGCUGUUGCCAUUGCCCUCCGCAACCUCUCGCUGGACCGGCGCAACAAGGACCUCAUUGGGAGCUAUGCCAUGGCGGAGCUGGUGCGGAACGUGCGCAAUGCACAGGCUCCGGCGCGACCUGGUGCCCGCCUGGAGGAGGACACGGUGGUGGCUGUGCUCAACACCAUCCACGAGAUCGUGUCUGACAGCCUGGACAACGCACGCUCACUACUACAGGCCCGAGGCAUUCCAGCGCUGGUGGCACUUGGCGCUACCAGCCAAUCAGUACGUGAGGCGAAGGCCGCAUCCCACGUGCUACAGACUGUAUGGAGCUACAAGGAGCUGCGUGGUGCCCUGCAGAAAGAUGGCUGGACCAAGGCACGCUUCCAGUCAGCCACUGCUACUGCCAAGGGACCCAAAGGAGCACCAAGUCCUGGAGGCUUUGACGACAGCACGCUGCCACUGGUGGACAGGAGCCUUGAUGGUGAGAAACCGGGCAGCCGGGACGUGAUCCCCAUGGAGGCACUUGGCCCAGAUGGAUACUCUACUGUGGACCGGAGGGAGUGGAGGGCUCGAGGCAGUGACCCUGCGGGGGAGGCCUCUGAGAAGGAACCGUUGAAACCCGACCCCGGCAGGAAGGCUCCGCCUGGGCCCAGCAGGCCUGCGGUCAGGCUGGUGGACGCCGUGGGGGACGCUAAGCCUCAGCCCGUUGACUCCUGGGUCUAGCUUGCAUGCCUGGGCUCGGGCCCAGCCAUUUGUUCUUAGGGAUCUGAUCUUGGGAAGAAGGGAACUCCAGGGCCGGCCCUCACAGACCCUGCUGUGGAGCUUGGAGCCCCCUGGCGCCAGGGGUUGGCAGCGCCUCUCACCUGGGAGCCAGGGCCGGACAUUCUGGACACACCUCCCUUCCUGCCCCCCCUCCUAACUCCUUAGGCUGAGUUAGCUGUUUACUGACAUGGUGCUGUGUGUGAGUGAGAGAGAGAAGGCCAGUGGAGCUGCCAGGGUGGGGCCCAGGGAGGUGGCAGGACAAGGCACCGGGCUUUGUUUUGGGGCUGGUAAUGUAAAAGAGUGUGCUCUUGUAUGUGCAAGGCCCCAGAGGAGUCUAGCAGGGAGGGGGGCUCAGGGAAGGAGUUUAACUCUGGAAGCUGGAGGGGAUCCACUGGGCUCUGAGUCUCACCCUGCAUGGCAGACAGAACACGGGCAGGGGCUGGCCGUGCAGAGAGGCUCUGGAGGCAGUGAGAUGGGUGUCAGG